Molecule: messenger RNA, 1989 nt
Organism: Hordeum vulgare subsp. vulgare (domesticated barley)
Lineage: Eukaryota; Viridiplantae; Streptophyta; Magnoliopsida; Poales; Poaceae
Product: 3beta-hydroxysteroid-dehydrogenase/decarboxylase-like
Exons: 12
Coding region: 162-1832 (556 amino acids)
Biological process (GO): steroid biosynthetic process
Molecular function (GO): 3-beta-hydroxy-Delta5-steroid dehydrogenase (NAD+) activity
Source: RefSeq, a predicted model, not a curated record
GCCCCGGGCCAAACGUUUCCCUUUUUCUUGUGCAAUUCCCUCCUACAGAUCGGAUCGCAGGUACCCACGGGAUAAAUAUCACAGAAAGUGUGCACAGUGUUUGUGACGGCAUAAGCGCUUCGAAUCUGCCGACGACGACGAACGACGGCGGUGGCGGAUAGAUGGAUGCGGCUGAAGCCAGUGCGAGAUGGUGUGUGGUCACUGGCGGCCGCGGCUUCGCGGCGAGACAUCUGGUGCUGAUGCUUCUCCGCUCCGGCGAGUGGCGCGUGCGCGUGGCCGAUCUGGCCCAAGUCAUCUCUCUUGACCGAGACGAGGAGCAGGGUAUCCUCGGCGCCGCCCUCCGCGAAGGACAAGCCGUCUACGUGUCCGCCGACCUCCGGCACAAGGCCCAGCUCGCCAAAGCUUUUGAGGGGACAGAAGUAGUUUUUCAUAUGGCUGCUCCAGACUCAUCCAUUAACAACUUUCAUCUUCAUUAUUCGGUGAAUGUUGAAGGAACAAGAAAUGUCAUUGAUGCGUGUAUCCAUUGCAAGGUGAAGCGACUUAUCUACACUAGUUCACCAAGUGUAGUUUUUGAUGGUGUUCAUGGAAUUUUUAAUGUGGAUGAAUCAAUGCCUUACCCAGAUAAGUUUAAUGAUUCGUAUUCAGAAACAAAGGCAGAUGCAGAAAAAUUGGUGAUGAGAGCUAAUGGUAGGGAUGGGCUUCUUACUUGUUGUAUACGUCCAAGCAGCAUUUUCGGCCCCGGUGAUAAGCUACUGGUUCCUUCUCUGGUUGCUGCUGCAAGGGCAGGCAAAUCCAAAUACAUAAUUGGUGAUGGGAACAACUAUUAUGAUUUCACCUAUGUGGAAAACGUUGCCUAUGGCCAUGUUUGUGCGGACAAAACUCUAUCAUCUGAAGAUGGUGCAAAGAGAGCUGCUGGAAAAGCCUAUUUCGUGACAAAUGUGGAGCCCAUAAAAUUCUGGGAGUUUAUGUCAUUGAUCCUAGAUGGUCUUGGGUAUCAAAGGCCUUCAAUAAAAAUUCCUGUCUCUGUUAUGAUGCCAUUGGCUCAUGUGGUGGAAUGGACUUACAAGUCAUUCUACAAGUAUGGCAUGAAGGUUCCUCAGUUGACACCGUCAAGGAUCAGGCUCCUCUCAUGCAAUCGAACAUUUAGUUGCGCAAGAGCGAAAGAUCAGCUUGGUUAUGAACCCAUUGUAUCACUCAAGGAUGGGCUGAAGAGAACAAUAGAGUCGUAUUCCCAUAUGCAAGCUCAGAAUCAAAGGAGUAUAUCAAAAACUUUGAUUUUGCUUGGGAAUGGAAAUGUUGCAAAAACGCUUCUUUGGGAAGAUACGAAGCAAACAAUGACAGUGCUACUACUAUUGGCGGUUAUCUACUACCAGUUAUUCACAUGUGGUUACACCAUUAUCACAGCAAUGGCAAAAAUUUUCUCACUAACAGCACUGUUCUUGUUCAUUCAUGGCAUGCUUCCUGCAAAUGUGUUUGGCCACAAGAUUGAGAAACUUGAGCCCUCAAACUUCCACAUCUCACAGGUGGAGGCACAUCAUAUUGCUUGUUCAGUCAGUUCAUCAUGGAACUCAUUAGUUGGCGUGCUAAAAUCUCUUUGUAGGGGAACUGAUUGGCCGCUAUUUCUGAAGGUGGUAUUCUUCUUACUGGUUAUUAGCAUCCUUAGUGCCAUGUCUUCGGGGGCUGCAUUUAAAAUAGGUAUUCCUCUCAUUUUCAUAGGCUUCAAAGCAUAUGAGAAAUUGGAGGACACAAUUGACAGCCUGGUGGGUGAUGCUUGUUCGUUCGUUCUACAGUUUAUUCCUAUCAAGAUAUCUUUAAGGCAGAAACAAACAUAAACAAGGAGAGCUCGUUAACAGUUGAAUUUUAUUUCGUAGUGAUAUUAAGUUUUACUUUUCAGUUAUUGCAGAUUUUCUAUGAACUCUUAGUUUGACAUUUUACUCCUACAGAAUCAUCAUUCAGAGUCUCAAUAAAGUUCAUAGAAUGUUUUCUUAA